AUGCUACGUCUAAGUAAGAGGUUCGUGGCCCAGCUCUCUCACGUGAAGCCUCCUCCGCACAUUACCAAUGAGGCUGUCAAGCCCUUUGGGAAGAAGGACACUUUGGAUUGGGAUCUUUUGCGUGCGUCGAUCUCGAAAUUUAGUAAUUUGACUCUGGACGUCCCCUUGGUGAUUAACGGAAAGCGACUCCAUAAUAGUGAUGGGCACUCGGCGUUUCAGCAAUUGAACCCAGCCAUGCAUAGUCAAGUCCUGGCUAAUGUUGCACAGGCAACUCCAGAACAGAUUCAGUCUGCCAUCAAGGCAGCUAAGAAUGCGAAGGCGAAGUGGUAUAGGAUGCCGUUUUAUGAUAGGGCUGCCAUAUUUUUGAGGGCUGCAGACCUAAUUACUACGAAAUAUCGGUAUGACAUGCUAGCUGCUACGAUGUUAGGACAAGGUAAAAACGUGUACCAAGCUGAAAUUGACUGUAUCACCGAAUUGGCGGAUUUCUUCCGUUUCAAUGUGAAGUAUGCCCAGGAAUUGUACCAUCAACAGCCAAUUGAGUCAGCUAGCGGUGCCUGGAACAGGGCUGAGUAUCGACCAUUGGAAGGUUUUGUUUACGCUGUAUCUCCUUUCAAUUUCACUGCCAUUUCUGCAAACCUAGUGGGAGCUCCUGCGUUGAUGGGUAACACCGUUGUCUGGAAGCCUUCCCAGAGCGCUGCUUUGUCCAAUUAUCUGAUUAUGAAUGUACUAGAAGAGGCUGGCUUGCCCGCCGGUGUCAUUAACUUUGUUCCGGGCAAUCCUGUGGAAGUUACCGACAUGGUAUUGAAGGAUGAGUACUUCUCUGCCCUCCACUUCACUGGAUCAACCACUGUGUUCAAGCAACUGUACUCCAAGAUUCAACAGGGUGUUGCUAAUGAUAUCUACAGAGAUUACCCAAGAAUUGUAGGUGAGACAGGGGGUAAGAAUUUCCACUUGAUCCACUCUAGUGCAAAUCUCACACAUGCCGUUAUGAGCACUAUAAGAGGAGCCUUCGAGUACCAAGGUCAGAAGUGUUCUGCCACUUCAAGGUUGUACAUCCCUAAGUCAGUGUCCGAUAGGUUCAUUGAGGAACUAGUAGCAACCGCUUCCACAAUCAUGCCUGUCAACACAUCAAAGUCCAACAUCAAUGGCGGAGAUUUACAUGGAUUCAUGGGCCCUGUCAUUCACAAACAAAGCUACGAUAAGUUAGUCUCCGUAAUCGAGGAGGCCAAGACUGACCCUGCAUUGGAAAUCUUGUCUGGCGGUGACUACAGUGAUAGCAAUGGAUACUACAUCUCCCCAACUAUCAUCAGGACUACGGACCCCGUUCACAAGUUCAUGUCUACCGAAUUUUUUGGCCCUAUCCUAACUGUUUACGAGUACGCUGAUCAUCAAUACAAAAAUAUUUGCGAGCUCAUUGAUUCCACUGCCAAGUACGGCCUCACCGGUUCCAUUUUUGCUCGCGACAGAGAAGCAAUUAACAUCGCAGACGACCUACUGAAGUUUAGUGCAGGAAACUUCUAUAUCAAUGAUAAGUGCACGGGCGCUGUCGUCGGCCAGCAAUGGUUCGGUGGUGCUAGAAUGAGCGGCACUAAUGAUAAGGCUGGUUCCGGUAACAUCUUAAAUAGAUUUGUCAGCGUAAGAGCUGUCAAAGAAAAUUUCUAUGAGUUAACAGGCUAUAAGUACCCAUCCAACUACUCAUAG
This is a messenger RNA of Eremothecium sinecaudum, 1701 nucleotides long. It is a transcript of the gene PUT2, whose product is annotated as 1-pyrroline-5-carboxylate dehydrogenase. Bases 1 to 1701 code for a protein of 566 amino acids. Gene Ontology annotation, cellular component: mitochondrial matrix. The transcript has a single exon. Gene Ontology annotation, molecular function: L-glutamate gamma-semialdehyde dehydrogenase (NAD+) activity. NCBI's taxonomy places the organism in Eukaryota, Fungi, Ascomycota, Saccharomycetes, Saccharomycetales, Saccharomycetaceae. The record is from RefSeq and is a predicted model, not a curated record.